GUGUAAAUACUGUGACAGGUCAUUCAGCAUUUCCUCUAACCUCCAGCGGCACGUUCGAAACAUCCAUAACAAGGAGAAGCCAUUCAAAUGUCACCUGUGUAACCGAUGCUUUGGGCAGCAGACCAACUUGGACCGACACCUUAAGAAGCAUGAACAUGAGAAUGUGCCAGUGAGCCAGCACUCUGGAGUCAUUACUAACCACCUUGGGACCAGUGCCUCCUCCCCAAACUCGGAGCCAGACAACCAUGCACUUUUAGACGAGAAAGAGGACUCGUAUUUCUCUGAAAUCAGAAAUUUUAUUGCAAAUAGCGAGAUGAAUCAAGCAUCAACUUUAACAGAUAAAAGUAUCACCCACGACGGAGCCCAAGGAACGUUUGAGGAUGAGGAGGAUGAAGAGCCCACAUCCCUCACCAUGAGCUUUGACCAUACCCGAAGGUGUAUUGAGGAGGACGAAGCCGGCUUGUUAGAUUUGGAGCAGAUGCCGAAUUUUGGGAAGGGGCUGGAUCUUCGCAAAGCAGCCGAGGAAGCAUUUGAAGUUAAAGAUGUGUUUAAUUCCACCUUAGACUCUGAGACAAUAAAACAGACUCUGUACAGGCAGGCUAAAAACCAGGCUUAUGCAAUGAUGCUGUCCCUUUCUGAGAACACUCCCCUUCACACUUCUUCCCAGAAUUCUCUGGAUGCUUGGUUGAACAUGGCAGGAGCAGCCUCAGAGUCGGGGACCUUUAAUCCCAUCAACCAUCUCUGACGGGUCGAGAAGGCACUGGUUCAGAGUCCGAGUGAGGAGGUGUUGAUGCUGUGACUGCCCUAU
Messenger RNA from Chelonia mydas (Green sea turtle), 808 nucleotides. RefSeq names its product histone-lysine N-methyltransferase PRDM16-like. Gene Ontology annotation, biological process: regulation of transcription by RNA polymerase II. Gene Ontology annotation, cellular component: nucleus. Gene Ontology annotation, molecular function: DNA-binding transcription activator activity, RNA polymerase II-specific; RNA polymerase II cis-regulatory region sequence-specific DNA binding. The annotation marks the transcript as partial. The transcript is spliced from 5 exons. The record is from RefSeq and is a predicted model, not a curated record. NCBI's taxonomy places the organism in Eukaryota, Metazoa, Chordata, Testudines, Cheloniidae.